Molecule: messenger RNA, 860 nt
Organism: Suillus plorans
Lineage: Eukaryota; Fungi; Basidiomycota; Agaricomycetes; Boletales; Suillaceae
Exons: 4
Coding region: 83-613 (176 amino acids)
Molecular function (GO): sphingosine-1-phosphate phosphatase activity
Source: RefSeq, a predicted model, not a curated record
UUGGCGCUAACGGCAUUAUAACAGAGCGUGAUGAACCGACGAAGAGGCUUUCGCAGUUCUUACCACCAUCGUUCCUAUAGCUAUGGGCACAGAGCUAUCGCUGUGGCUCAAGUUCCUCAAUCAAACGCCCAUAAUCGUGUGCACCUUGACUACUGCAGCCAUUAUCCAUACCCGCUCGGCGGGCGUCGUAUAUUUCGUGACCGGCGCAGUCUUAUGUUCAGCGCUUGCCAAGUCCAUAAAGAAGGCAAUACGACAGGAACGACCAUUGAAGGACUCCGGACGCAAAGUGACCUAUGGGAUGCCUAGCUCACAUGCAUCCGCCUGCACCUUCUUCGCCGCAUAUAUUACGAUGGCCUGCCUCCAGCUACCCGUUCACCCUACCUUUCCCAGUUCCAUUAUAUUCGUUCCAGUGGUCAUCUUACCAUGGACAUUCAUGAUAGUCCUGUCACGGGUUCAGUUGGGCCAUCAUACAUGGCCGCAGGUUGCGGCAGGAACAGCUCUCGGAAUCUGCUGUGCUAGUUUCUGGUUCAAAUUAUGGGUAGAUGAUGCGGCUGGCGUCAAGACAGCUGCUUGGGAGGUUGAAGCGAUGGUGAGAUUAUGGCUUGGACAAUGAUCUCAGGAGCACGUAUAUAUCCAUUUCCUAUUACACUUGGAGAUGAUUCAUUUUGGCAUGAUUUGAUGACUGGUGGAUCAGGCAAGAGUUGUACAAGUCAGCAUUUAGGGGAUAUGUCUCCUGCAACAGUUUCCGGAAUGCCCCCUGAAGUCCUAGAUAUGAAUCACGCUCUAGAUGUAUGCCUACGAGCGGAAUAUUGCUAUGUAGUGCCCUUAUUGCUAUAAAUUAGACUGCCUGCUGUCUUCAA